ACCGGGAUGCUACGAGUACCAGAUCAAGGCUGGACGUCAAUUCGGUCCAUUAUUGCUGGAGCGCAUUUGACUUACCCCGAGAGGCUCAAGAAGAAUUCCUCCAGCAAUAUCACCACCGUGUCUGCCCCUGAUCAAUUCUGGGGAGUUCAUAUGCGAUAAUAUCUGAGCUCGUCAUCGCGUGCGACCAAACAACCGCUCGCUCUUCCAGUAUGGACUUCGCUGUCUAUAUAAGAAGCUAACAGUGCAAAGAAACUCUCUCGAUAUCAGCACAACAAAACCAAAGCUCCAACCUCUCCAAGCAACUCCUAGCCGUCAUGCGCUUCACCGUCCCCUUCCUCCUCGCCGCCGGCUCCGCCGCCAUGCCCGCCCCAGCCGCCGAACCAUCCCACUCCAUGGGCUUCAUCGGGUGCUCCAUGGCCGAGAACGUCGCGCAAGGCUACGUCGCCGUCGGCGGCCAGCGGAUGUGGGGCCCCUACGGCACAGGCGGCAUGGUCGUGCAGUCCUGGACCGACACCAACUCAGCUUCCUGGAAGCUCUUCGACCAGCAAUCCGCCAAGUACGGCAAGCCGACCGCGGUGUGGGUGCAGAUCUGCAUCUUCACGCAGGGCGCGACGUACGACGAGGUCAAGAAGCUGAUUGCGAACACGCGCCAGCACGCGGCAUCGAACGCAACGGUCUACAUCACCGGGCAGCCGCUGUACGACGCGGGGCAGACGUGCUUCCUUGCGGGCGCCAACGGGCCGCAGAAUACGGAUGCGCUGGCGCAGCAGGCGGCUAAGGAUACCGCGCAGAAUGUUGUCUAUCCGGGCGCGUUUCGAUUGAAGACGGGGGAGGUGCAGGAUGGGUGCCACGCUAAUACCAAUGGACAGAAGAGUUUGGGGCAGCAGGCGAUUGCGUUUUGGGGUUGAUUUUCGGAAGUAAAUGAUGCAGGUGUGGAGAGGGAAACGUAUUCGGGGUUUUGUGGGAAGGGUACACACGCGGUGCGAAUCAGGACUUGUAGACGCUCUUCUAGUUCUUACAAUGUAUGGGUAGUUGUUAGACAGAACGAGACGGUUAUACUUGAAAUAAGCUC
Messenger RNA from Trematosphaeria pertusa, 1072 nucleotides. RefSeq lists its product as uncharacterized. Bases 315 to 908 code for a protein of 197 amino acids. The record is from RefSeq and is a predicted model, not a curated record. NCBI's taxonomy places the organism in Eukaryota, Fungi, Ascomycota, Dothideomycetes, Pleosporales, Trematosphaeriaceae. The transcript has a single exon.